AGUAAAACGGCAAAGCUACGAUGGGCCGUUCCUGACAGAAGGAUUCCUGCUGAAUGUAGUAAAUUGCUGUGGGUCGAAGAGAUUGGCUUACUAAGUUUUUUUUUUGCAUUCCAGUCUACUUGCCUCCAUUUACAGAUAAUUGUGAAAUAACCUACUUGUUUGAUUAGAACAAGUUCAUAACGACACUGAAAUGACCAAAACCCCGAUCUGUUAAACAUUAUGAAUAGGACACCGUUGCUUGUAAUAUCACCCUAAUUAUGAGUGCCUUACACCCUGUACCAGAAGACAGGAUCAUCUGUGAGAUCCCAUUGUACUACACAAAGGAAGCUGCACUGCAUACCAAAAAUGGUUUCCAUGUCACUGUCCAAAAUGCAUGUUACAGUCAGAAGUCACACACAGUGGGAUUCAAUGUAGCCAAGGUCAUAGUUGUGGGUGAUGUUGCAGUGGGGAAAACAUGUUUAAUCAAUAGGUUUUGUAAAGAUACUUUUACUAAGAGCUACAAGGCCACUAUUGGAGUGGACUUUGAGAUGGAGAGGUUUGAAGUUCUAGGAGUGCCCUUCAGUUUGCAGUUGUGGGACACAGCAGGUCAGGAGAGGUUUAAAUGCAUUGCUUCCACCUACUACAGAGGAGCCCACGCCAUCAUAGUGGUGUUUGAUCUAAGCAACUAUUAUUCUUUAGACAAUGCCAGGCAGUGGCUAGAAGAUGCCAUGAUAGACAAUGACCCUUCCAGUGUACUGCUCUUUCUUGUGGGAACAAAAAAGGACCUGAGUCAUCCAGAUCUGUUAGCCCAAAUGGAGCAGGAAGCCAUCAAGUUGUCAGAGGAGAUAAGGGCUGAGUAUUGGGCUGUGUCUGCUUUGUCAGGAGAGAGCGUGAGAGAGCUCUUUAUGCGGGUUGCAUCACUUACAUUUGAGGCUUCAGUAUUAGCUGAACUGGAGGGGAACAUUACUAGGAAAAUGGGUGACAUUGUUAAAAUCACCGGUGAUGACAGUGAUUUCAAAACAUUAAAGGAGAAGAAACGCAGAUGCUGUAAUUAGAUGAGUUUAGGAGCAUGAGCGAUGGUGUGAUGGAUGUCUGAGGACAAGAACAGAGCCACUGAUCAGCAUGGUGGCACUACAGAGCACAGAGUGGUAUAUCAGGCUCUGGACUGCUCAGCCUGGGGACAUGCAUUAUGGUAAAAAAAAACCAAAAAAAAAACAUACUGAAAACUUCACGUCUUAUGUGACUUUGAUCACAGAACAAUAUAAAGUACAGUAAUUGUACAUUGUAUAUAUUCAUGUGCAAUUUAUAGAAUGACCUAUAACUAAAUGUAGUUUUUGUUAGUUCUAGAGAUAACUUCUAUUGCAGAAUGAACAAAUGGUUUCUGUAACCAUGUUUUUGAAACUGAGUGGUGGUGACCCUUGACUUGACUUUCUCCCAAUUUAGGGGUUACAGCCCUUAGUGCUCUGAUUACCAUGGUAACCACAGUUGCCUUCAGCCCUUGGUAUUUCCUGAGCUUUUCGUGUUUCUUUUUCCUGAUGAUCGCCACAUCAGUUAUAGUAAUGUAAACUGGUUUAUUAGAACUGAUCUAAAUAAAAUCUGCUGGCAGUUUUCA
Messenger RNA from Electrophorus electricus (electric eel), 1591 nucleotides. It is a transcript of the gene rab34b, whose product is annotated as RAB34, member RAS oncogene family b. The record is from RefSeq and is a predicted model, not a curated record. Gene Ontology annotation, molecular function: GTPase activity; GTP binding. Lineage: Eukaryota; Metazoa; Chordata; Actinopteri; Gymnotiformes; Gymnotidae.